AUGGACAAGGAGGGGCAAGAAAAAUUGGAAAACUACCUGAAACAGUUCCUGUCAGGUGAUAAACCAAAGACACAGUCGGUGGAACAGACACAACCUUCUUUGAGCGAACCUUCGACGCGUGUAGCACAUCGAAUGGAGCAGACCCAGCAUGCACAGAAUGCGCAGAGCGCGGAACCAUCUGACGGAUGGACACCGUCAUCCUGGCGAUCCAAACCUAUCAAACAGGUCGUUACCUACGAGGACCAAGCAGCUGUGAGCACUUCAUUGACAAAACUAUCAAGCCUGCCACCAAUCGUAACACCUACGGAGAUUACCAGACUGAAGUCUAGUCUGAGAGAUGCGGCGCUGGGCGAAGCUUUCUUGUUGCAAGGAGGUGACUGCGCCGAGCUGUUCUCCUACUGCGCGGACAAUCCAAUCGACGCCAAGAUCAAGCUUCUGUUGCAGAUGAGUUUGGUUCUGAUUUGGGGUUCCAACAAGCCUGUGAUCCGCAUCGGUCGGAUAGCGGGGCAGUAUGCAAAGCCAAGAUCCAGUCCGACGGAGAUGCUCAAUGGCAAAGAGAUCCCAAGCUUUAGAGGGGAUAUUCUCAAUGGAUAUGACCCCGAAUCCAGGAGAGUGGACCCAGAGAGACUUGUUAGCGCAUACUUCCACUCUGCCACGACGCUGAAUUACAUUCGUGGCCAGCUCGCAAGCGGUAUCGCUGAUUUACACAAUCCUCUAGACUGGGAGCUUGGGCACGUCCGAGACGAAGAGUUGCAGGCAAAGUACACCCAAAUUGUUCAAAGUAUCUCCGACUCCCUCCGUUUUAUGAAGACGAUUGGUGCAGAUACAUCAGGCCAAUUACAGACUGUCGAUCUCUACACCAGUCACGAAGGUCUUGUACUAGAGUACGAGCAGAGCCUGACGAGGAAACUGAAGCACCCAGCGGGCUACAAGCCCUCACGACCAUCGGAGGAUGGGAAGGGCUGGUACAACACCUCUGCACACUUCAUCUGGAUUGGCGACCGCACUCGCCAGAUUGACGGAGGCCAUGUGGAGUACUUCCGUGGAAUCGAGAACCCAAUCGGUAUCAAGGUUGGACCGUCGAUGAAGAAUGACGAACUGGUGGAGCUUCUUGAUAUUGUGAAUCCCAACAAGGAGAUUGGCAAGAUCACUCUUAUCACACGCUACGGCGCAGACAAGGUCGAGUCGAUGCUUGGUGCACACAUUGAAGCAGUCAAGAGCAGCGGACAUGUUGUCGUCUGGCAGUGCGAUCCUAUGCAUGGAAACACUCGCAGCACGCCAACGGGUAUCAAGACCCGUUCUUUCAACAGCAUCUUUGCCGAGCUUUCAUCAGCCCUCAAAAUUCACAAGCAGCAUGGCUCUUUCCUGGGUGGCAUGCAUCUUGAGCUUACUGGUGAUGCGGUCACAGAAUGUACUGGUGGCAGUGAAGGCCUUGUUGAUGCGGAUCUCAGCUUGAAUUACACGACAUACUGCGAUCCCAGACUGAAUGAGAAGCAAGCGUUGGAAUUGGCGUUCCUUGUCGCAGGCCAUUAUCGUGCAGAUGGAGAGCUAUAG
Molecule: messenger RNA, 1554 nt
Organism: Plenodomus lingam JN3
Lineage: Eukaryota; Fungi; Ascomycota; Dothideomycetes; Pleosporales; Leptosphaeriaceae
Source: RefSeq, a predicted model, not a curated record